This is a messenger RNA of Chlorocebus sabaeus (green monkey), 4087 nucleotides long. The record is from RefSeq and is a predicted model, not a curated record. NCBI's taxonomy places the organism in Eukaryota, Metazoa, Chordata, Mammalia, Primates, Cercopithecidae.
GCCGCUCGGACAGGACUGAGGGUGUAAGGACGAUUCACCCCGGCAUUGGGGUGAUGUCCCGAGGAGCUCAUAGGUGGUCAGGGCGGUUCUGCCCGAGCUGACCUGGGAGCCGCGGAUGCCUGGACCGAGGGAGGGAGAGCCCCUGAUGUGGACAGACUAGACUCCUUCAGUGGAAAACAUUCAACAGCCAGGAGAGCGUGGAAGAGGAAGGAGAGAUGGGAGGGCCCACGGGAGCGUGGAAGGGAGGGUGUUUUCAUUAUAAGUGCAAAGGAACCAGCCACCGGGAAGUGCCUGGGCAGCUCAGGGUGUCCCUCCAGGCACCUGUAUUCUAAUCUUACCUGCGCGAAGCCAUACGCCCACGUCACACAGGAUGCGGGGAAUUCAGCCAUAGCCUGCAGGCGGGGAAUCUUCCUUGGGAGAGGUGGAUUACAAGGACUAUUCCUCCCGCCCGCUGUGCAACAGCCAUGGGCGGCAGGUAGUCAUUUUUGAAGGACCUGGCAAGCAUGGUACCAAUCUCGAAACUGCUUUUUGUCUCCCUCUCCUUGGCCUGGAGAGAGUGACUGGCUAGCGUGUGUGUCUGCCUCCUGAAGCUUCGGGAAAAGGACCAGGGAGAUGGGCAGCCCUUUGUGUCAGGAGAUCUGGAAGCGCCUCCCCUCCCACCGCCUCCUGUGUAAAGGAAACAGCAGGUGGUGUUGAUGGGCCUUUCAUGCACCGGUUUUUGCCAAGGAGAGAAAAACCUAUUGAAACCUACCAGGAGGAUGAGUGGAAGUUUCUAAUGUGCUUUAUUUUUGGAUACAGCGUGCAUGGCAGGCAUUUGCAUUCGUGGCCCUUCCGUGUACUGGAACUGAAAACCUGAAGAAACUGGCCAACAGAUUAGGCAGCCAUCAAUCCACAUCAGAUGGCGCCUGUACUUCCAAGAGGUGGCUUGCCAUCCCCAUCAUCUAGAAAGCCAACCAGGGGACAGGGCAGCUCCUACCACCGACAACACUGCUCCACCCUCAGAUUCUCCUCUCUGACUCCUGCCUGGAGGGUGGCCUCGGCAGGAGCCACACCUCUCUGUUUGCCUGUGUGCACCCUACUUCCUAUCCUUGCCUCCCCUUGGUCCCCACCUGCUACCUUCCUUACAGCCUCAUCCCACCCUCUCUCUCCUUUAAAGAACAGACUGAGAUGACAUUGUUUUCCUCAGUGAGUCUGUCAGGGAGAACAUGAUCAACAAAUUCACGCUGUGGUGUUAGUGGUUCCCACAGAAACCCCAUUGCCCCUCCUGCAGGUGUCUCAGCCAUGGGCAACACUUUAAUCUAGUGGAAUGACAUUGGUGUUAAGAUCUGGGCCACAGGGAUAUGGAGGUGACCUGUUCCUUGGGGAGAGGGUAUGGUGAACAUGAUUGUAAGAACUCUUCUUCCCACCCCUGUGCAUGAUCAAGGCUGUUCCUGGUUCUAUGCUCUCUCAGUACUGUGUUCUAGUUGGACUCUUGUUUUUGUCUUCCUGAACUUGGUGUGUAACUUCAGUAAUUAUGUCUAUGUAAGGUAUGUCUAUGUAUGUGAGUGUUUUUUGGAUAUCUAAAGUAGUCUUGUACUUACAGGGAAGGUGAAGUGAUAAAGCACGUUCAAUUUGGGGACUGAAGCUGGGGACUCUUGUGUGCUCCACCACACACUGACUGCAAUCUCAGACAGCAGCCGCAGCACGGUCCUUGGCAGACAAGGAUGAGAAAAAUAUCCAACCACAGGAGCCUGCGGGUGGCGAAGGUGGCAUACCCCCUGGGGCUGUGUGUGGGCCUGUUCAUCUAUGUUGCCUACAUCAAGUGGCACCGGGCCACCGCCACCCAGGCCUUCUUCAGCAUCACCAGGGCAGCCCCGGGGACCCGGUGGGGUCAGCAGGCCCACAGUCCCCAGGGGACAGCUACAGACGGGCACGAGGUCUUCUACGGGAUCAUGUUUGAUGCAGGAAGCACUGGCACCCGAGUACAUGUCUUCCAGUUCGCCCGGCCCCCCAGAGAAACUCCCACCUUGACCCAUGAAACCUUCAAAGCACUGAAGCCAGGUCUUUCUGCCUAUGCUGAUGAUGUUGAAAAGAGCGCUCAGGGAAUCCAGGAACUACUGGAUGUUGCGAAACAGGACAUUCCAUUCGACUUCUGGAAGGCCACCCCUCUGGUCCUCAAGGCCACAGCUGGCUUACGCCUGUUACCUGGAGAAAAGGCCCAGAAGUUACUACAGAAGGUGAAAGAAGUGUUUAAAGCAUCGCCUUUCCUUGUAGGGGAUGACUGUGUUUCCAUCAUGAACGGAACAGAUGAAGGCGUUUCGGCGUGGAUCACCGUCAACUUCCUGACAGGCAGCUUGAAAACUCCAGGAGGGAGCAUGCUGGACUUGGGCGGAGGAUCCACUCAGAUUGCCUUCCUGCCACGCGUAGAGGGCACCCUGCAGGCCUCCCCACCCGGCUACCUGACGGCACUGCGGAUGUUUAACAGGACCUACAAACUCUAUUCCUACAGCUACCUCGGGCUCGGGCUGAUGUCGGCACGCCUGGCGAUCCUGGGCGGUGUGGAGGGGCAGCCUGUGGCAAGCCUGCACGAGCUGUGUGCUGCCAGAGUGUCAGAGGUCCUUCGGAACAGAGUGCACAGGACGGAGGAAGUGAAGCAUGUGGACUUCUAUGCUUUCUCCUACUAUUACGACCUUGCAGCUGGUGUGGGCCUCAUAGAUGCGGAGAAGAGAGGCAGCCUGGUGGUGGGGGACUUUGAGAUCGCAGCCAAGUACGUGUGUCGGACCCUGGAGACACAGCCACAGAGCAGCCCCUUUGCGUGCAUGGACCUCACCUACGUCAGCUUGCUACUCCAGGAGUUCGGCUUUCCCAGGAGCAAAGUGCUGAAGCUCACUCGGAAAAUUGACAAUGUUGAGACCAGCUGGGCUCUGGGGGCCAUUUUUCAUUACAUCGACUCCCUGAACAGACAGAAGAGUCCAGCCUCAUAGCGGCCGAGCCACCCCUGUCCCCGUCAGCAGUGUCUGCAUAAACCCUCCUGUCCUGGACGUGACUUCAUCCUGAGGAGCCACAGUACAGGCCGUGGUGGCACUUUCUGCACACUGACUCUGGGACUUGCAGAAGGCCUGGUGCUGCCCUGGCAUCAGCCUCUUCCAGUAACAUCUGGCCAGAGGGCUGUCUGGACCUGGGCCCUGCCCAAUGCCCCCUGCCUGCCUGGGCUCCAAGUGGGCAGGACCAGGACAGAACCACAGGCACACACUGAGGGGCAGCAUGGUUCCCUGCCUGCCCCAUCCCUGUGCCCCGUCCGCGGGGCUGUGGCUUCUGCCAUGCGUGUCCCUGCGAUGGGAGUCUUGUCUCCCAGCCCAUCAGUUGCCUCCCCAGGGCAGAUCUCCCCUUCCUUCGAGAGUCUGGGAGGUGGUGCAGGCUGUCCUGGCUGCUCUGGGGAAGCCGAGGGACAGCCAUCACACCCCUGAGACAGUGGGUCUGGGCGGCACCACUGGCAACUCUGGACUUGAGCGUGUUUGCCUCUUCCUUGGGUAUGAAUGUGUGAGUUCACCCAGAGGCCUGCUCUCCUCACACCCUGUGUGGUUUGGGGUUAAUGAUGGAGGGAGACACCUCCUCACAGAUGGCAAGUGCCCACUCUUCAGGGAAUCUCCCAGCGUGGGCGAUGCCAGGCGUGAGCUGCUGUAAACAAUUUGUGGCUGUGCUGCUUGAGUGACAUCUCUGUCAUGUGGGUGCCAAGUGCUUGUGUAGAAACUGUGUUCUGAGCCCCCUUUUCUGGACACCGACUGUGUCCUGUGAAUGUAUCGCUACUGUGAACCGUUGCUGCCUAGCCAGGGCCAUGUCUUAGACGCAGCUGUGCCGCGGGUCGGCUGAGCCACAGUCCCAGAACCAAGCUCUCGGUGUCUCGGGCCACAAUCCAUCCACCUCGGGCUGACCCCAGCUCCUCCAUGGACAGUGUGAGCCCCGAGCCAUGCGUCCUGCUCAGUGUGGCAUGGGUGCCCAGGGCCAAGCCCGCCCCGCUGCUUCAGUGAAUGUACAGUGCCCGGCACGAGCUGAACCUCAUGUGUUCCACUACCAAUAAAAGGUUGACAGGGGCUUCCUCUCCUCUGGG